Molecule: messenger RNA, 861 nt
Organism: Saprolegnia parasitica CBS 223.65
Lineage: Eukaryota; Oomycota; Saprolegniomycetes; Saprolegniales; Saprolegniaceae
Exons: 1
Coding region: 18-764 (248 amino acids)
Biological process (GO): protein ubiquitination
Cellular component (GO): cytoplasm
Molecular function (GO): ubiquitin protein ligase activity
Source: RefSeq, a predicted model, not a curated record
CUACUACCAACUGCGUCAUGGACCUCGCCAUCCGCGUGAACGUCCGGUAUGCGGCGCCGCCCAACUCGCACAUCAAGGACGCGCUGCGCCUCUUCAAGAGCCCGCGCUGGGUGCAGAGCAUCAUCCGCUACAUCAUGCCGCAGCUCAACUCGGUCUCGCCAGCCUCCACCUCGUACGUCGAUGGCCUCAAGGAGAACCUGGUCGCGACGACGGACGAGACCGCCUGCGUCGUGUGCAUGGAGGCCUUUCACGAUGAGCUCAGCGUCGAGCUGCCGUGCCGCCACGCGUUCCACGCCCAUUGCAUUGACCCGUGGCUGAAGCUCCACUCGACGUGCCCGACCUGUCGCCACCAGCUCCCAACGGACGCGUACAGCAACUACUCGGUGUACGCGAUCAACACGACGAUCAUUUUGCAGCAGUCCCAGGCCAACAUGCCCACGGCGCAGCUCCUUGAACUGCCCGCGAGCAAUCAGGUCAUUCGAGCGGUUGUGAACGCCCGCGUGCGCCGCAACCCGCCGAGCCUCACUGCAAACGGCGCGUGCUGCAGCGACAUUGCGUCGAUGCCGCCCGUCAUGAACGCGCGCAUCAUGCAGCAGGCCAGCGUCCACGAGCUCGACGCGGUCGGCGAGGAGUGCACGGUCACGUCGCCACCGGCACCGACUGCCUCCCGCCGGCGUUGCCGGUCGGUAGAACCCACCAACGGCCCGAGUGCGAAACGUGCGCGCCUCGAGUCGGCGGCGCGCGAGAUAGCGUCGACGGUCUGAUUUUUGAAACUCUCUGCGCGGUGAAGGAAGCCCUUGUAGACUAGUCGUACUAGAUCCACUCUCUGCGAAACAUCUUGUUAACCUUAAUUUAACCCGA